Molecule: messenger RNA, 1238 nt
Organism: Punica granatum (pomegranate)
Lineage: Eukaryota; Viridiplantae; Streptophyta; Magnoliopsida; Myrtales; Lythraceae
Source: RefSeq, a predicted model, not a curated record
UUUUCCCUGAACUGAUGAGAGUUUUACGGAAGGGGGAUUUGGCGCGGAAGGUGCCUGUGUCGGAGAAAGUUUUUGGCGGGAAAGAGGAACGGGAUUGGCGCGGAAGACAUCGGAGAUGAGCUCGUCGGCGGUGGAGGCGGAGGCGCCGGAUCUCGUCUGCCAGCUUGACAACGUCCAAGGCAUGGUCGAUGCCCUCUCCGCCGUCCGCUGGAAGCGUCACCAGGAUGCAGUGAUCGAACUGUCCGAGCACGGAAUCGUUUUGAUCGUCGAGGAUAGCAAUUGUCUUCAGGCGAAGGUUUAUCUGCAGCGUGAGCUAUUUAUCCAGUAUGAAUACAAGGCACAAGGGCGGCCAAAGUUCGGAGUGAGUUUGGGGCUGUUUGUCGAUUGCUUGAACACAUUCUCGGUUCCAGGGCACUCCGGUGCGAUUGAAAUUCAGUAUCCAGGACCAGACAUGCAGCUUCUCCUCAAGUCCAUUGAUUCAUCGGAUGCUUGUAUCUAUGCAGAGAUUAGAACAAGAAUUCCAGAAACAAUUUCAUGGGACUACGACUUUGAACCUGCAGGAAGUACCCCACUUAGUUUCACUUGUAAGUCAGCUGCCUUGAAAGAAGCUAUUGAUGACGUCGAAUGGCCAGGAUCGAGCAUCCAAAUCACUCUACAGCCAUCUCCCCCUUCAGUAAAUUUCAUGGGCGAAGGGCAUGGAUACUUGCAGAUAGACUUCAUGUAUUAUGUAAACACUGAUCUUCUGACAGCAUUCCAUUGCGAUCGGCUAGUCUCCCAUAGGUAUAGAUACAAGUUUCUCCGGGCAACAACCGCGAACUUGCCCAGCAGUGUUACCAAAGAUAACAGAGGAAGCAAGCUGACCAUAGGAAGAGGUGGCAUGCUGAAAGUGCAGCAUUUGGUUUCAGUCGCCCGAUCUACGAAUACGCACCCUUACAUUAAUUCUGCUGGUUAUCAUCAGCCCAGCCGAAUUGCUUAUAUUGAGUUCUUUGUGAAGCCAGAGGCAGACAAUGAUGACUCGUAGGCAUACUUGAAAAAUUGCACCCGGAGUAAGCCCGAGGCCUAGCUAAUUUCAGGUAAAAUGUCGUACUCGGAUCGCUUCUGAGACCAUAUUGUAUAUUCUUUUCGAACUUAUAGGAUUGCUCUGGCAGUAAUAUUAUCUGCAUAUCUUUUACCAUCAAGACAGGAUUAUAAAAUUGAAACAGACUUAAUGCGAUCUGCAGAUUAUUAUUAUUUUAUUA